AUGGUAUGGAAGUUGACUUGGUCAGGCAGUGAGCAAGAAGACGAAGGACUAAAGGUACUGCAGAAAUUUUGCAGAAGAAAAUACCGACAUUUUCUUACGAAUGCUUUAAAAAACUCAAAAACUCACAAGCUAGAGUCUAUAGAAGCUGAAAACGUGGAUUUUGUUGGAUUGAGUACAAACAAUAUUACCACGGAUACUACAGAUUAUGGUAAAUACAGUAUUUAUAAGGAAGGAAUCAGUCAGCCAAAUGUAUAUGAUGUUAUCGAAGAAAUCUUGAACAGUCACGGCAAGCCAAACCGCCAUCAUCCAAUCAAUUUGUUGUGGUACAAUCUUGAAUUCAAAUUUGGUCGUUGGGUCAAAUGCAUAUUACUAUUGUUAGUGCUAAUUGCAUAUGCUCUUGUUGGUGGCUUGCUUGUUCACCAAUUUGAAGCACCUGCUGAACGUGAGCUCAUUGCUCAGCUCGACCAACAAACCGUAGAGCGCCACAAAAUUUAUGCGAAAAAAAUAUCAGGAUUGUUUACAUCGCCACACUGUUACUCAGCGACAAAACAAAAUGAUAGUCGAAGUAGUACCAGGAUAACAUGUAAUAGAAGGCUUGAACUGCUACUAGAGGAAUACGACGAACUAAUGGGUAUCUUGGCCUACAAACACAAUCUCUGGAGAUGGGCCGAUUACUGGAAUGCUGUGUUUUAUUGUGGCACUAUUUUCACCACCAUUGGAUAUGGAAAUAUAUGGUGCCGAACCACCAAGGGCAGGAUUUUUACUAUUUUAUAUGCUUUAUUGGGUGUGCCGUACAUGUUGGUAGUACUGAAUGAAUUUGGAAACUUGAUUCUUCUUUAUGUGCGCAGUAUUUGGUUUUUUAUUCGAAAAUGUUUUAAAUGCUUCACACAAUUUGUAUUAAGGUGGAGAACGAGAGAGUAUCAGGUUUCUAAUGAAGCUCAAAUUAGAAUGAAAAAAAUCCAUGAAGUGGUGAAAAACAAUAACUGUGACAGCAACCAAAACGAUGAAACGAACAAUGAGAACGAUGCUUACGAAACAUUUCCAAUUUACGGCGCAAUUCUAAUAAUCAUUGUUUACAUCGCAAUUUGCUCCUUCAUAUUUCGCAUAUGGGAACACUGGGACUAUUUCACCGCUUUCUACUUCUUCUUCAUCUCUUUAACCACCGUCGGAUUGGGAGAUGAAAUGCCAGAUCACCCCCAUUUUGCAUGCGUAUUUUUCAUAUUUUUUAUCGUUGGACUGGCUCUAGUGUCGAUGUGUGUGUCAAGCGUACAGAUGGAAUUCGAAAUGAGAUUCAUGAAAGCAAUCAAUCUAAUAGAUGAAUACAGUAGAGAGCGACAACGUCGGGACCAGAAAAGCUUGCUGAAAACUGUUGGAGGCCCACUAAGAUUCAUCAACUCAGUCCCUGUGUUGAAUCCGCUUGCGUUUGUACCAACUGUUUCAAAUGAUCUCACAAAAGAACGAUGCAUACAUGUGUCCUUAGAGAAAUCACAAAACAGCCUCCAAAGAGUACCUCCCGUCUUAGAAACAGUGUUGUGUCGAACAAGCGUGCGGCUUUCCAGAAAGAAAAGGCAGGAAAUAACAGCAUAA
Messenger RNA from Brugia malayi, 1587 nucleotides. RefSeq lists its product as uncharacterized. Gene Ontology annotation, biological process: potassium ion transmembrane transport; stabilization of membrane potential. Gene Ontology annotation, cellular component: membrane. The transcript is spliced from 12 exons. The record is from RefSeq and is a predicted model, not a curated record. The coding region runs from base 1 to 1587 and encodes 528 amino acids. NCBI's taxonomy places the organism in Eukaryota, Metazoa, Nematoda, Chromadorea, Rhabditida, Onchocercidae. Gene Ontology annotation, molecular function: potassium ion leak channel activity.